Zootoca vivipara (common lizard) is the source of this 2784-nucleotide messenger RNA. RefSeq names its product tissue factor pathway inhibitor (gene TFPI). The record is from RefSeq and is a predicted model, not a curated record. Gene Ontology annotation, cellular component: extracellular region. Gene Ontology annotation, molecular function: serine-type endopeptidase inhibitor activity. NCBI's taxonomy places the organism in Eukaryota, Metazoa, Chordata, Lepidosauria, Squamata, Lacertidae. Gene Ontology annotation, biological process: negative regulation of peptidase activity.
AUGGCAGAGCCCUCUCCAGCGUCGGCAAUGCAGCCUAACAGUGACAAGGAGGGCAUCAAUCUCCGCCCCCAGCCAGAUCACUGUGGGACCUGGGGCCUGGCAAUAAUGCCACCCACCCAAAAUGGAAGCGUUUGGCAUUGUGAGCUGCUUGGAAAGGCGAGCAGAAUGAGAGCCGAUGUAUUCCUAGCCGCCAUCUUGUAUCUUCUGUCCAGCAACAGGCCAUGUCAUGGGACUGCACCUUCAGAGGAGGAGGAGGAGGAGGAAUAUGGAGAGGUUGUCGGUCCUGCUUGGCCCCCCCUGAAACUGGGCAUGUCCAUCUGUGCCUUCAAAGCGGAUGGCGGGCCCUGCAAAGCAUUGCAUGUCCGGUAUCACUUUGACAUCCAAACCCGCCAGUGUGAAAUCUUUAACUAUGGGGGAUGCGAAGGCAAUGAAAACAACUUUCUGACUCUAGAGGAAUGCCAGUUAAAGUGCAUAGUACCAGAUGUGCCUGAGAAGAAAAAGAGAUCAAAAUCUCAGACAGGAAAGCCUCCUUACUGCCUUCUGGAGAAUGACCCCGGUAUCUGCCGAGGAUUAAUUACCCGGUAUUUCUUCAACAAGGAAUCGUUGAAGUGUGAGAAGUUCCAGUAUGGUGGUUGCCUAGGAAACCAAAACAACUUUUAUACUUUGAAAGAAUGCCAAGAUACCUGUGAGGACAACCUUCUUUCUGCCAAUUCAUUGCAAAUAACCGAAAUUCUGGUUAGCACAACGUAUAAUACUACUCCAGUUGUAAAGCAAGAAUCUGCCCUGCUCCCUUCCCUCUGUGUGAUGCGCAGGGACAGAGGCCUUUGCAAAGCCAACGAGAAAAGGUUCUUCUACAAUCUCACUACCGGCAAAUGUCGCCCGUUCAGUUACAGUGGCUGCGGCGGGAACGAGAACAACUUUACCUCUAGAAAGUCGUGCCUGCAGAUGUGUAAGAAAGGUUUCCAAGGCAGAAUGAAAAUUCGCCGGAAGAGAAAGAAACAAGUGAAGCUGAUAGAUGGGGAAAUUGUCAUUGAGAGGAUAUAGCUUCCCUUCUACCAUCUUUGCCUAUCAUUUGCAUUCCCUGCCUUAUUCACACAUGUUAUUUAUCGAGAUUUUAUGCUGUUGCUUUUGUGUUUCUUCUUUCUCCUGUACAUUUUGUAGACGGCACAAACUGAAGUUUUCGCUGUUAAAAGUAACGCUGUGAGCCUGUCCUAUGCUGGUUGCGUAGAAAUCAGUGGGACUCCCCCCCCCCCCAAGCCAAGAUUUAAGUGUUGUCCGGUUCCCAUGGUUAUAAGGCUCUGAUCCUGAAUUUUUGUAUCCUCGGUAUUCCCAAUUUUCGUCUUUUGAUAACCCAUGUUAAUCUGCAGCCAUGACUAAUCUACCACAAUAAUCGCUGCGAAGGCUACAAGUUCUAUUAUAUGGGCUUUGAUAAAGAAGUGGCUUUAAAAUUACAGGUGUACAAAAUAAACCUAUGCCUGACUGCUCAGAAGUAAGUCCUACUGAGUUCAGGGGAGCUUGCUUGGAAGUACAGAGGUACCUCGGUUUAUGAAUUUAAUUUGUUCUGGAAGUCCCUUCUUAAAUCAAAGCGUUAAAUCGAGGUGCGCUUUCCCUAAUGAGGUCUCCUGCCGCCAGUGCCCUUCCACCAUUUGGCUUCCGAGACAAAGUUCGCUAACCGAAACACCUACUUCCGGUUUUGCGUAGUUUGUUCACCAAAUAGUUCGUUAACAGGGCCAUUUGUAGACCGAGGUACCACUGUAAGUAUAUAUUGGACUGUAGCCUUGCUUCUUAUUCUUUCCACUAUAGUGGUGACAAUUUGUGGUCAACAGAUCCAAAGACUAGAAUUCACAUCAUCCCUGGCCAUUGGCCAUUGGCCGUGUGACCUGGGGCUGAUUUCCUGUCACUAUUUUAGAAAAGACAACAGACAGGGGGAUUGGUGUUGGUCAUGGAGUAUAACAUUAUACCUCAAGUGCUUUUUAUAAAAUAAUGGCAUUGCUAUUGUCCAGUUUCACUUUUCUAUAUACUUUUGAUAACUGUUUGAUUCUGGAGCAUUUGAAUGAUAUUUAGCAAAGGGAACUGGUGUCAAGGUAACGUGAUAGCUUUAUUAGACACUCAAGAAUCUCAGCUUUCUCACAAUUCGUGAAUCCUUUCAACAGCCGACUGCAAAACCAGCAAAAACUUGGAAACAAGGAGGUGUGCUGGAAGAAACAAUCACGAGACGCUCUCCACCUCAUAAAACUCGAUAUGCCCCCCUUUCUUUUCGUUCUUUUUUUGCUUGUAAAUACUUGGUUCCAUUUCUGUUUAUUAUGAAACUGAGUUAUUAAAAAAAAUCAUCAUAACAAAGUUCUGCUUUUGGUAUAAUGCCCCAUGGAGAUGCUUUGGAAAUUGCUUCUAGUGUAAAACAUGGAACCAGAACUUUGAGCAGAGCAGCAAGUUGGGAUUGAGUCUCACUGACACUUUGGAAGCUAUCCUGACUGCCUGUUUGCCACGAGGCCCAAUUCAAGGUGUUGGUUCUGACAGCCAGCUGAGGCAUUAUGACCUGUAGGGGAGGUUCUUCGCACGAUCCUGCCAAAAGUUUUGGCCUAUAUGCAAUGACCUGGCAGAGAGCUAUUUCUCUGUAAUGGUCCCCCAAUAAGGUAAAAGGUAAAGGACCCCUGGACGGUUAAGUCCAGUCAAAGGCGACUAUGGGGUUGCAGCGCUCAUCUCGCUUUCAGGCCAAGGGAGCUGGCGUUUGUCCACAGACAGCUUUCCAGGUCAUGUGGCCAGCAUGACUAAACCACUUCUGGC